Molecule: messenger RNA, 1339 nt
Organism: Telopea speciosissima
Lineage: Eukaryota; Viridiplantae; Streptophyta; Magnoliopsida; Proteales; Proteaceae
Product: bZIP transcription factor RISBZ4
Exons: 6
Coding region: 111-1328 (405 amino acids)
Biological process (GO): regulation of DNA-templated transcription
Molecular function (GO): DNA-binding transcription factor activity
Source: RefSeq, a predicted model, not a curated record
GCUUAUCUCUCUUCACACUUCCCCUCCCUCUCUCCCUUUCUCGCUCGCUCUCUCGCUCUCACGCUCUCACGGCCUAAUUUAAGUACUUUCAAGCAUCGCUCUGCUCCUUCAUGGAUCCAAAACAAGUAGACUGCAUAAUUACUUGGGGCGGCAUUGCCACCCGACCGCCGCCGCCGCAGAAUCCAUCGCUCCUCGGAGGCAUCAACAUGAAGCGAAGUGCCUCGGAAUUAAAUUUGGAGAAGUUACUGACGGAGAUCAUCAAUACCGAUGACAACCAGAGCUUGAAAGAGGAGAGAAUUGGUGAAGUUCGAGUUCAGAGAACAAAGUUUAAUGGUGAAGAAGAAGAAGAAGAUGAAGAAGCUGACGAUUUUUUUGCCGGCGUUCACAAAAACUUGGUAGACGUUUGUGCCGGCGAUCUCAACUCUGGCUUCAGAGUCCGGAACACAUUAAAUGGAUUUUCAGGUUGUGGUGGAAUGACUGACAACUUUGUUUGGUCUCCAAAUCUCAAUCCAAGGCAAUCGAGCAUUUCGGCAACCAUGGACUCCCAAUCAUCGAUAUGUGCUGGAAGCCCUACAUCCACUCAUGAACCUACAAAUGGAGAUAAUCAAGUGCGAGGAAAUACUAGUGGUUCUUCCAGGGAACAAUCAGACGAUGAAGACUUAGAAGCUGGCCCUUGUGAGCAAAGCAAAGACUCCAUUGACUUGAAACGCAAAAGAAGGAUGGUUUCGAACCGGGAAUCAGCUAGAAGGUCAAGGAGGAGAAAGCAAGAACAUUUGGUUGAACUGGAGUCUCAGGUUGAUAAACUGAGAGGAGAAAAUGCUUCUCUUUACAAAAAACUUAAUGAUGCAACUCAGCAAUUCCAUGAAGCUGCAACUGAUAAUCGUGUGUUUAAGUCAGAUGUCGAAGCUCUCAGGGUAAAGGUGAAGUUAGCAGAAGAUAUGGUUGCUCGAGGAACCGUGACUUACAGUCUGAAUAAUCUUCUUCUAAACCGUUCUGUUUCUCCUCAACCAAUGAAUUCCAACAAUUUGUCCUGCAUUACAGAGAUGUGUCCAACCUCAGGAAUUCGAUCCGAUGGCACAUCGCCUUUCAUUGGAAUGUCGAUUAAUGGUCAAAUUGCAGCACUUGGAUUGGAUCAGAAUGGUGAUCAUAAUAACCCUUCUGGUAUUAUCAAGAACAAAAUUAGCACUAGUCCACUACCUUUACAGAGGAUUAAUGGAAGCUUGGAACUCCCACAGAAUAGGAUUGUUAGUGAUGCUUUGAAUUGUUUAUCAGAGAUUAAUUGGCCAUGGGAAUCACAAGGAGCUCCAAUGUCUUCUAAGCACAACUAGUCUUCGAUCUU